AUGGGUCAAUUUGCAACCCAACUAAACGCGAGGCCAGCCAGUACGUUACCCUCAAAUACGGAGGAUCCUCGAAAGGGCGUCAACGAGCAAUGCAAGGUCGUAAGCUUGAGGAAUGGGAGACAAUUGGAAGAAGUGACGAAGGAGGCAACAAGCAAGGAUGGAGGGGAGCAACAAGAAAAAGAAGUUGAGACUCUGACAGAUCCACCAGGUGAGAAAAGGGUCGUUGCGCCUAAGACGACCCCACAAGUACCUUAUCCUCAACGCCAGAUAAAGGCGAAGAAUGAGUCGUAUUACAAAAGUUUUCUUGAGCAAUUGAAUGAAUUACAUAUUAAUAUUCCUUUUACUCGAGCACUUGAACUAAUGCCUCAUUGGGUAAAAUUUUUGAAAGACAUGGUAUCGAAGAAACGAAAAUUCGGUGACCAUGAGAUGAUAGCCUUAACCGAACAAUGCAGUGCCAUUCUUACUCGCCCAAUUCCACCAAAGCUUGGAGACCCGGGUAAGUUUACGAUUCCAGUCGCUAUCGGAGGUAAGUUCUUUGCAAAAUCUCUAAUAGAUUUAGGAGCGAGCAUUAAUCUCAUGCCUUUCUCAGUUUUUCAAAGUUUGGGAUUAGGAGAUGUAAAAUUGGUAUCUGUGACUUUACAGUUGGCCGAUAGAUCACUCAUAUACCCAAAAGGAAUAGUAGAGGAUGUGCUAGUUAAAGUAGAUAAAUUCAUCUUUCCUGCAGAUUUUGUAGUUCUUGAUAUGGAAGAAGAUAAAGAAAUUCCUUUGAUUUUGGGAUGA
This is a messenger RNA of Erythranthe guttata (spotted monkey flower), 780 nucleotides long. The record is from RefSeq and is a predicted model, not a curated record. NCBI's taxonomy places the organism in Eukaryota, Viridiplantae, Streptophyta, Magnoliopsida, Lamiales, Phrymaceae.